Messenger RNA from Oldenlandia corymbosa var. corymbosa, 2583 nucleotides. The record is from the annotation of a GenBank genome assembly. Lineage: Eukaryota; Viridiplantae; Streptophyta; Magnoliopsida; Gentianales; Rubiaceae.
CUCUCCCCUUCCUUCCCUUUCUCCAUCAGUUUUUUUCAACCUCAUUUCUCCCUUCCACAGUUCUCACUCUCACUCCCAACCCCGUCUUUUUCCCCCGGCCAAAGACCUAAAAAAAAAGCCACUCUAUAUGAACUCUAUCCAAUUGCUUCUUCACCAUAUAUGCAUAUUUAUAGCCGUUAGCUUUACUAAUAAUAACUUCUGUGAGUAGAUAUUAUAUUAUUAUGCUUAUAUGUAUAAGAUAAAAUAAGCACUGCAUGAUGAUAAUCUGUUGAUGAAGAAAUGAUUCGAAGCUAGCUUGUUGGAAAGGAGAAAAUAAAAAGUGGGUUGUUCAUAAAAGACUCUGUCAGAUGGUUGAUUGGUUGAGGUUUUUUUAAAGCAUACAAGUAGACCCAUGAUAAGAUUUUUAUAGUUGGUGUUUUGUGUUGUUGGUGGAUAUUGUUUCUGGGGUCAUAAAAAUUUGUUCUUUGGGAAGGUAAUCAAAUUGAAGAUUAUAUACACAGACAUAUAUUGAUUGAUGGGUAAAAAGAAAGUGGUGAAGAAAACAAAGGAAUUAUCAGUAGCCAUGGCAGAAUCAUCAUCCCUUGAUGCAGAAGGCCAGCCACAGCAACAGCUGCAACAACAACAACAGCCUUUGACUCCUAGGAAAAGAGGUAGACCCAGGAAAAUAGUAGUGGAGAAAACUGAAACAUCAUCAGCACAAGAAGAAAGCCAUGAUGAUGGUGGGACUGAAGGAAGCCUAUCACAGAAAGUGAAAAUAAGCACUGAAGAACAAGAAGAAGAAGAAGAAGAACAAAAAGGGCAGUCUUCCAAAGCAGAGGAGCAAGAAGAAGCUACAACAACAAAAUCAUCAACUUCAAUGAGUCAAGUUGCAACUAGGAGCAGAGCUAGGAGAAAAAGUAAACCAAGGAAGAGCAGCUAAGAUAAAAUCAAAAUUAUUUGGGUUCACUUCCUUAGCUCCUUAGCUCUUUAAUUUUCCAAUUUUUUAUUUUUAAAUCUUCCGUAAUUUCUUUAAUUGGGGUGAAAUGGGAGUCAAGAAAGGUGAUUGAUUUGAAGAAUUAAAUUAGUUCUUGUUUGUGUGAAUGAAGCUGAUUUUGCACCCAACCAAAAGGUGGGGUUGUUUUUUUGAAGGGAAUUGUUUUAAUGGUUUUAGUUUGUUCCCACUUUCAGUUCUUUAUGUUUUUGGUUCACAUUCAUCAUCAAUUUGGUUGCUUUCAUUGGUCAUGCUAGCUAGCUUUAGCUUGUCUUCUGGUUUUGGUUUUCCAUUGUCACUUUUGCUGUUAAUAAUCCCAUUAAGCAACAAAGUCCAAUCAAAUUGCUGCUAUCUUUGCUCAUUUUCUUCUCCACAGCUCGUCUACAAAAAAAAACACCAAAAAAGGGUUAGAAAAGAUGGUGAAAAACAGUACUAGAUAAGGGUGAAAAGUUCAUACGUGAGCCUGUGUAGUUUCUGUGGACAAAUUUGAUCAAUAAAUGCUACCUUUUGGUUCUUGGAAACACUUCAUGCAUUACGCCUAUCUGUCUGGGUAUUUCACUAUUCACAUACUUCCCAAAAAUCCAGCUAUGUUUUAUAUGGCUGGGAGAUGUGUGGGGGUGUGUGUGUGUGUGUGUGUGUGUGUGAGGCAUUUGGUGUUAUUCUGAUGAGAAACUCGUUUACCAUAUGGAUGAUGGUAUAAUACGUACGUAAGUCCUCUGUGUUCAUCAUCUUCCUUAAAUUUCAUUUGUUCAUUUUGCUGUUUCUGAUGAUGUGCCAAUUAAAGUAAUCUUGGCUUUGGUGUUGUAUUAAUUGGACGUGACAACUCUUGAGAAAUUUUUGCAUGUUGAUUAGCUAAAAAGAUGCAGAAAAUUUUGAAUGAAAAAAAAAAGAAAGAAGAUGCAGAAAAGUAUAAUAGAAAAAAGUCAGACAAGCAGCAGCCAGCAGGUUGUCAUGCAUGGAAUUUUUUUCUUUCCCUCCUUUUUAAGUAUUCAUACAUGUGUUUACCAUUAUUCUGUAUAAUAAGAUUCUGUUUCAUUUUCCAGCUCUCGUGGGUUAAAGAAAAUAACUUCUAGUACUCCCCUUUCCCAAAAUUAUUGUUUUGAGAUUUCACUUGUAGUACAAUUUGUACUAGAAAUGAGAACUCAAACCGGACAAUAAUUAUAGAACGGAGGGAGUAUUAUUUUAAUUUCCCAACUUAUCAUGUUACAUGGGUCUUUUGGGCGGGGCAAAAUGAAUUUCGCCUGACUAUUUGUUUAACCAGUUUGUUUAUUCAGAAGUGAAAGGCGUCACCAAGUAAGAACCGAAGCCUGACUUCAAGGGUUUAGAGAAUGGGCAACGCUUAAAACAAUGCCUCCAUCAAUUUUGUUCAGCUCAUUAAGUGAAUAGUACUCCAUCUGUCCCAAAAUUAUUAUUCAGUUUGAAAUUUCAUUUUUAGUAUAAUUUGAACUGUAAAUGAAAAUUCAAACUGGACAAUAAUUAUAUGACGGAAGGAGUAGUUUUUUUUUGACAUUGGUUAUAGAAUUCGAUAUGUAUUUGACAGCCAGAAAAUGGAAGGAAGAGAAUAAAGUUGUGUUAGUAAUGGAAGUGAGCCUUGUUUUUGUUUGUGAAGUAUA